UGCCGCACCCCCUCCGUGCUUGGCAAGAGGAGCCACCAAGAGAGGCCUCCAUGGAUGAAUGGGAAGCACCCCAGUGGAAGAAGGAAAUCGAAAGCCUUAAGUACCAGCUGGCUUUCAAGAGGGAAUUGUCCUCCAAAACCAUCCCGGAAUUCCUUAAGUGGAUAGAAGACGGCAUCCCAAAUGACCCGUUCCUGAAUCCAGAACUGAUGAAGAGCAACCCCUGGGUGGAGAAAGGCAAAUGUGUCCUCCUCUAAACCUCCC
Messenger RNA from Euleptes europaea (tarantolino), 261 nucleotides. RefSeq names its product G protein subunit gamma 13 (gene GNG13). Gene Ontology annotation, biological process: sensory perception of taste; phospholipase C-activating G protein-coupled receptor signaling pathway. Lineage: Eukaryota; Metazoa; Chordata; Lepidosauria; Squamata; Sphaerodactylidae. The coding region runs from base 51 to 254 and encodes 67 amino acids. Gene Ontology annotation, cellular component: heterotrimeric G-protein complex. Gene Ontology annotation, molecular function: G-protein beta-subunit binding. The record is from RefSeq and is a predicted model, not a curated record. The transcript is spliced from 2 exons.